Messenger RNA from Mycena indigotica, 1920 nucleotides. RefSeq names its product C2H2-type domain-containing protein. The record is from RefSeq and is a predicted model, not a curated record. NCBI's taxonomy places the organism in Eukaryota, Fungi, Basidiomycota, Agaricomycetes, Agaricales, Mycenaceae. Gene Ontology annotation, molecular function: sequence-specific DNA binding; zinc ion binding. Gene Ontology annotation, biological process: regulation of DNA-templated transcription. Bases 1 to 1920 code for a protein of 639 amino acids. The transcript is spliced from 4 exons.
AUGAUAUCUACCUCUGAAUCCAACAGUGCAAGCUCCAGCUCGACAUCCUCAAAACGAAAGUGCGAGGUCUUCGUCGACGUUCCAAUCUAUCCCAAUCCAGAUGUUGAGCCAGCACACCACAAAAAACGCAAAGGAAAAGAAAGAGCUCAAGACCUGUCCGACGGAGGAGUCGCUAUAGUCGUGUUUAACGCGUCAACGGCAUCUACGCCCUCGUCAAGCAGCACCUCCGCCGCCAACACAUGCGAUCACUGUGAGAUAGAACUCAAAACACGCUGGCGGGGCAGCAACGGAGAACUAUUCUGCGACGACUGCGGGCUGUUUCACGCCAAGCAUAACACCUUGCGACCACUUGUCAAUUGUGCCAGUUGUUCAGCAAAGACCAGUAAACUCUGGUGGGAGGUCGGCCUAGACCCACGGCGCAUUUACUGUAAUUCUUGCAAAGAAUUCUUGCUCUCUGCCCAGGCCUCAAAGCAUGCCGCCCAGCUUCGUCCUGAUGAUUUAGCAACUCGGACUCCCAUAACGCCUGGUCCCGUUUGUGUAGACUGUAAUGCGAAAGAGACGCGCUUUUGGUGGGGAUUAAAAGAUCAACAUGCGCGGUAUUGCGAAAUGUGUGCUAACAAAAAACUGAAACAGGGCGUUAAAGGUCUCAUUGCUUGUGUCCCAAACAAAGAUAUUCAUCCAGUUCAUUCACGGCCCAGCGCGUCGCCAGAGAAAUCCAAAGCUCGCCCUUUCAAUAACGCCCAUUCCCCGCGACCAGUCUCCCCAACGAAGCAUGAGUCGCCCAAGAAAACGACUCCAUCAGUAGCAUCAAGCACUUCUGUUCUUUCCCGCUCACUCUUGCUCGGCGAAUGGAGUCCACACAAACGUUCCCGCUCUGCUUUUCCAACUGAAUCAAGGUCAACGAAAGAUGCAUCCAUAGUGUCCACGAGCACAUCUGUGGAAACUUCGCAGCCAUCGAACGAGAAAGAGAAGGUAUCCUCCAGCGCGAAAACAAGUUCGAAGUCACUCAACCAGUUGCUCCAUAAACCAUCUCGGUCCCUCCUUCUUGCCUCGGCAAGGAAAAAUGCAUUGUCUUCAUUGGACCCGCCGAAAGUACCCAAUCCACUCCCUAUGCCAACAAUCUCGAGCGCGAAGGCCGUUUCAGUGCAACCUUCUGCUCCAAUAGCAGCUACCACUGAGAAUAGAACGGCGCACAAGAGUGAUAUAUUCGGAGUCUUCAAGCUACCAGAUCAGAUAAUGGUACCGAAAAUCAAGGCUCCGCGAAAGCCAUCGUACCCGCCCGUUGGCACUGGAAGCCAUACCUCGCUCAAAGCAAGGAUGGCGCCGAAAGGUGGCCGACGGCCAUCAGAUGCACGUGAGAUUAGAUCAAAUUCGGUGUUGUCGCCUUCCGUUGCUAGUGAAGGGGUGGUUGCGGCAUCUUCUCUAGGUGAUAGUCCGAUAGGUGAAACAUCGCCGAAAGCAAACGAAGGCUCCCUGGUUGCAGGAUCCAUUGAAGAUGUCGAGUCGGAAUCUGGAUCGCACCUCUCUGAAGAUUCGUCGACAGGAAGGACACCCCUUCAUCCGAAGCCAGCGGAAUCGGUAACUCCAAAAUUUAGGCUCAAAGCUUCAGGAACUGCAUCGUCUAAAUCUUUCUAUGCUUCAUCCUCCACCAAAUCCAAGUCAGCGCUGUCUAGUGUACCAAAUAAUGCGGGAAGAAGUCCCACGACCCCAACGCCUACGAAACCUAUUCGUGGUGGCUCACUUGCGCGGGAGCACAAAUUGACAAGUCUAAAAAGUCCGGGCACCCACUUUUCUACUUUACAAGAACCAACGGCGGAACAAAAGCCUAGGCUACGAUACGAGUGUGAUCACGAUCGUUGUGGGGUGUGUUAUGCGGGCGAGUCGGCGCUGGAUAUCCAUAAAAACCGAUUCGGGCAUUGA